UAAAAGAAAGUUCUCAAAACUGUUCUCAAAGUUAUUAGACGUGUCACCGCCACAUUUCCAAAACAAAAACAUUGCGGGAGAAAAUCAUAUGGAAAAGGAAAAUAAAAAUAAAAUCGAAAUGGAAGCAUUUGAAAAUGAUAAUUUUAGUGCAAUUGAUUUUAUAAAUAGUGCCUACACAGCCAAUGAAUACGAAAACAAAGAAGAUUUUGUGUCUUCCCUUGUUUCUGAGCUCCAGAUUUAUGUGCAAGAUGUGAGCGCAGUUCUGGAGGACACUAGUCAGGAAGUAAUUGGGAAUAUGCCGAAGAUUGUGAAAGAUAUGGAUAAUUUGAGGCAGGAAGCUGCAACGUUGCAGAGGAAAAUGCGAGAGAUUCAUGUUGAAAUUGCUCAGGUACAGGAUUCAGGAAGUUGCCUGGCGAAUCUCGAGCGCUUGGAUACGCUGAAGACAAAGUUGCAAAUUGCCAAGCAGGGACUUCAGGAAUCUGACGGUUGGGGUCGUUUGACGUCGGAACUGGAGGAUUUGCUGGAACGCAAUGACAUUUUGGGUGGAUGUGAGAAGUUGAGUAUUCUCCAGAAGUCCCUCAUUGCCCAGAUGAAUCUCCCAGGGCAGAAUGAGCGUGAGAUGCACGUUGAGGAGGCAAAGAAUAAACUUGAAGCCCUUGCGAGUCCACAAGUUGUAAAAUGCUUCUCAAUUGGGGAUGCCACGGAGGCCAGCAAGUAUGUUGAUAUGUUUGGGAAAAUGGAUCGUCUGCCGCAGUUGAAGCAGUACUACCGCACAGUACAGAAAACCGGACUACAGGGGCAAUGGCAGGAGAUUGUGGAUUUAGCGGAGAAUUCCAGUGAUGUGCGCUUCCUGCGGGAAUUCUAUCAUCAUCUCUUGGAGCACUUUCAGAAGCAAGUAAAGUGGUGUGGGCAAGUUUUUGGGCAGUAUGAUGGGGUCAUUGAGGUUUCAUCAAUGACAGCAGACACACUCAAUAGCCUCCAGCCGACGAGGGAGGUGGCAAUUACGAAUUUUCUCAAACGCCACACCGACAAAUUGGAGGCAAUUUCGGAAUUCUCCGCUGCUAAUCAAUUCUUUGGGGUGACCCUGCAGAAAUAUCUGCAAAAUUCGGGAUCAACGCUUCCAAAGGAGAAAUUAGCGGCUCUCUCGAAAGCCAUUUAUGACUACUUCCAAGUUUUCAUCAUCCAAUAUGGGGCCCUUGAGCAGAAUUUGCUUUCAUCGCAUUUGGUUACGCUUGGACUUGGGAAUCAGGUGGUGGCCCUUGAGACUGUCCGGAGUCUGGGGAAUUGCAAUGCAAAGGUGAUUCAGGCAGCAUCAAAUGCUCUCCAGAGGUGUGAGACAAUCACACAGAAUUGCGCAAUUGGACCACUUGUAACAGUGCUGAAUCUAUUCUUCCGGGAGUACUUGGACAAGUACAAGAAGGCCCAGAAGCAAUUGGAUGCAACGAGAAAUGUCCCAAAUGUGAAUUUCCUUCAAAUUUGCACAACUCUCUUGCAACAUCUUGGAGAUUUUAUUCUGCAAGUGAGCACCUUUGAGGAGGAAGUCACGGAAAAGCUCCUGGCAACGUAUGAGCAAAUGUGCCGGCAGGAAUCGUCGUCAUUUCAGUACAAAGUCCUCCGGAAGCAGGAUGUGAGUGAGUUGAAAAAGAUGAAAAACAUUGUAAAUGAAAGGCACGCACAGGGGGGAGAAAAUUCAUUGAAUGUGUGGUCCCUGUUUGCUGGUUUACUCGAAGUUGUUAAGCCAAUUUGUGCGGAGAUUCACGAUACAACCCUGGCGUCGGUUUUUGCCCCCAUUGAGGUGCAUCUGAGGAAUAUUGAGCCAACGGAUUUGAGUAGUUCAAGCUCCGAUUUGCCUGAUUAUAGUUUUGCACCGCAGGAGUACAUUACGCAGGUGGGACAGUACUUGAUGACACUCCCACAGCAUCUGGAACCAUUCCUCCUAUCCCCGUCGGAUACACUGAGACGAUCUCUCGAGAUAGCAGAUGAGAAGUAUUCUCAAUCUUCGACAUGUGGAGACGUUCUACUCUCACUAAUUGCCGAAGAAUGCUGUGCAUUGUACAUGGAGAACAUCUACAAGAUUGGAAGUUUGAGCAAUACAGCAGCAAAGCAACUUGCAACGGACAUUGAGUACUUGGCCAGUGUUUUUGAUGAACUACUCGGGCUGAAAUUGGGAUCACAAAUACAACAAGUAGCCAUCCUCCUUCGGGCAUCUCCUGAAAAGUAUCUAUCCCUCAGUGCAGGAUGUGAUCCAAAGCUCGUAACAACAAUUCGGCAAAUGAGGAAUAUUAUUUCAUCGGAAUAAUUGAAUUGAAUUAAAAAAAAAAUCUUUAUUAACUUUAUUUGAUUGAGAAUAAAAUAUAUAAAUAUACACGAAAUGUGUU
This is a messenger RNA of Lutzomyia longipalpis, 2378 nucleotides long. RefSeq names its product conserved oligomeric Golgi complex subunit 7 (gene Cog7). The record is from RefSeq and is a predicted model, not a curated record. NCBI's taxonomy places the organism in Eukaryota, Metazoa, Arthropoda, Insecta, Diptera, Psychodidae. Bases 89 to 2299 code for a protein of 736 amino acids. The transcript is spliced from 3 exons. Gene Ontology annotation, cellular component: COG complex. Gene Ontology annotation, biological process: intracellular protein transport; retrograde vesicle-mediated transport, Golgi to endoplasmic reticulum; Golgi organization.